GAUCUUCUGUCUAUAGGUUCCUACAGACUUUAGCGCAAGUACUGGGGUGUAUGUGUAUGGAAAACGCAUAGGUGUUCAAAUACAAUGCGAUUCCAGUGCAUUUUCUCGGACUCUGUGCUGUUUCUCAAAAGAUCAAGAAUGACAGCGAGACACCAUGGCAUAAAUGUAAAUCGCAGCUGCAUCCAAAUUGCGUUGGAAUUGCAGAUAAACGUGGAUGAAUUUGCACUGGCUGUGAUCCUUCAAGUCACGUUACAAAACUCAUUCAAAUUGCACCUCAUCAGAGUGAACCUUAAAGAGACAAUAAACCUGGAGAUCCACUUUAAGGGUUGAGAGUAGUGCUUAGAUUGUACAAAGAUACUGCUGCUGCUUUUUUUUUUUCCCACACUCCCAAUGACUGAAUAGAGCACCAGGGAGUGAAAGGAAAUUGAGCACAUGCUGCUCGGUAAGGGUAAAGUUAGAGACCUUAUUUGUGUAGACAUCCAAAAUCCCUGACACUGCUGUGCUGCCAUCUUGGUUGUGAUAUCAGCAGACUCUGAGCUGUCACUCAAGUGACACUUUAUAGUAAUCCCCUUAUCUCCUCCCCCAGCAGCUGCAUUAAAUGUUACAGAGAGGUGAGGGGAGGGGCAGAGAUGCUGGGCCAGCACAGACAGUAUCUCUUGGACAAGGAAAGGGCUAUGAUGUGUGAAGAGGAAGGGGGCUGUACUAGGAAUUUACUCUCCUGGAGUAGUCACAUUUUCUUUGCAGGUUCAGAUGCACAUUGGUUCUGGCUGGCCUGGACGCUCAUCAUUCUGGCAGGCUGCUGCUGUGCAUAUCGGCACCGCAGAGUAAAAUUAAGACAUCAGCAGGAGCUGAGACAGCGUGAGAUCAGCCUUAUGGCCUACCAGGGGGUCGCUCCAUCUGCCUCUGCUUCAACUGCCUUAGAGGUCUGGCCAACCUGCAAACUGCCUACAUAUGAAGAAGUGACCCAGGACCCACCCACGCCUCCACCACCCUAUUCUGAAAUUUUGGAGGAGACUGUCACAGGUGGAGAGAGCCACCCUUUUCCUGCAGCUAGUUCUGUAAGUUUAGAUCUAACGCUAUCUCAGCAAGAAGCAGCCUCACCAGAGGAGGUAUCUGCAACAGAUCAUCUUGUGUAUCGAUAUGACUGUAUGGAGCAAGAGAGUGCCAGUGCCUUGGAGAGGAGACGUCACAUCACAGGGGAUUCAGGAAUCGUUCUUUGUGAUGAGAAGGUCAUGUGCUUGAGUGGGAGAGAAGACGAGACUGAUCUAUGUAGCGGUUGAUAUGUCUGCAUGGAAACCGGGGAGCUACACAGACAGGGGAAUAACUAAACCCUAUUUCAGAGAAUUCAUUGGCUUAAAUGAAAAUCUGUAGUGAGGAAGUUUGAAAACUGACAUUGCUGACCCCUUCUAAAAAAAAAUACUUGGUCUAUGGCUGCCUUGCUGAUCCAGAGGUUGUAUUACUUUCUAAAUCAAUGACUUUUAAUCAAUAUGGAGAUUAGGAGUUAUGCCUUUCCUCUGACUUUUAAUCUACAUACUUGCCCCCUGGCCAGUGUCUUAAAGCAUUACAACCAGAGAGCCAGGCAGCUAACAUUUUCAGGAGGUCAUCAUUGGCAGUCUCCAUAUUUCCAUUAGUACAGCUUUUUAUUAAUGGGCAAUACAUAACCAUAAGGGGCUCUAUCCCAUGGACAUUAAUUUACAAGGGCUGUUACACCAGGGGGAGCAGUGGCCUCGCCAACCCUGACAACCCUCUAUUUCCAGGCACUAUCCUUGCACUGAUGGCAUCUUCUUACAGAGCUUUUGCACUUUGUUUUUGUAAAUUUGUCAUUGGGUUCAAGUGGAGAAUCCAUAUGUGUUUUCCUUGUUAUUAUAAUUAUGUUUUUUGUAUAGAAUUAGACACAUUUUGUUACUGACAUCAGAAUGCUGUGUAAUAUUGUAAUCACAAUGGCAUGGUCUCAACGAAUGAUUCUUUAUCUGCUUAUCAGAAGGGAAUACUGAUAAAUAAACCAGCUCAGUUUAA
This is a messenger RNA of Rana temporaria (common frog), 2016 nucleotides long. RefSeq names its product WW domain-binding protein 1-like. Bases 630 to 1280 code for a protein of 216 amino acids. The transcript is spliced from 3 exons. NCBI's taxonomy places the organism in Eukaryota, Metazoa, Chordata, Amphibia, Anura, Ranidae. The record is from RefSeq and is a predicted model, not a curated record.